CGUCCUCGGCCUCGGGGCUCCGGGACUCAGCCGACUCCGCGCGGGGCCGUACGGCACCAUCAACCGGGUGUACACUCCCAGAAUGAGCUCGGGGACAAGCCCCACGCUGUGCGGGAGCCCAGGGACUGCCCGGACUUGGCGGAAAACGCGGAGGCGCGGCGGGAGUUAGACCGCCAGGAGGCGCUGUGCACGGCUGGGCAAUCAGAACUCUCGCGAUAGGUGAGACGAGGCUUCCCGGAAGUGAUUCUCCGGAAGAAGCAUGGCUGUUCCCGGAACCUGGCUCGGAGCUGCACGCUGAAGCGCCGACAGCAUGCAGUCUGAUGAUGUUAUCUGGGAUACACUAGGAAACAAGCAAUUUUGUUCCUUCAAAAUAAGAACCAAGACUCAGGGCUUUUGCAGAAAUGAAUACAGCCUGACUGGACUGUGUAAUCGGUCAUCCUGUCCCCUGGCAAACAGUCAGUAUGCUACUGUCAAAGAAGAGAAAGGACAGUGCUACUUGUAUAUGAAGGUUAUAGAACGAGCAGCUUUUCCUAGGCGUCUCUGGGAACGGGUCCGGCUUCAUAAAAACUAUGAGAAAGCACUGGAGCAAAUAGAUGAAAAUCUGAUUUAUUGGCCUCGUUUCAUUCGACACAAAUGUAAGCAAAGAUUCACCAAGAUCACCCAGUACCUAAUUCGAAUUCGAAAACUUACACUAAAGCGACAGAGGAAACUCGUUCCUUUGAGUAAAAAGGUGGAGCGGAGGGAAAAAAGAAGAGAGGAAAAGGCAUUAAUCGCUGCUCAGCUGGACAAUGCCAUUGAGAAGGAAUUGCUGGAGAGGCUGAAACAAGAUACGUAUGGCGACAUCUACAACUUCCCCAUUCAUGCCUUCGACAAGGCCCUGGAACAGCAGGAGGCAGGGAGUGACUCUUCAGAUGCUGAGGAAAAAGAUGAUGAAGAUGAUGAUGAAGAGGUGGGGAAGAGAGAGUUUGUGGAAGAUGAUGAGGUUGAUGAGAGUGACCUAAGUGAUUUUGAGGAUAUGGAUAAACUGGAUGCCAGCAGUGAUGAAGAUCAGGAUGAUAAAUCCUCCAGUGAGGAAGAAGAAAAGGCCCUUGAUGCCAAACACAAAGGCAAAAUGCCUUUGAAAGGACCUUUGCGGAGAAAACGAGCAUACGUAGAGAUAGAGUAUGAACAGGAGACAGAGCCUGUGGACAAGGCCAAAACCACGUGAUUUCCUGUCAGACAUUUAUAAACAGGACUGAACAUUUUGAACUUCUUCCUUUCUUUUAUCUUAAGCACAUACACACCUCCAGAUUUUGCUCUUUAUGUUGUAUUUAACACAGUAUUUGUGUUUUUAAUAUUUAUGCCACUUCUGGCAAGAAACCUGGAAGAGUGGAGGAAAGCCUUAAAUUGUGAACACAGUAUUUUUAUAGCAUUGGCAUAUGUGUUGAAGUAACAGCUUGAACCCAAGCAGCUUAACAGAUGAGUUUGUGGGUGUAAAUAUUUUUAAAUUUUAAAUGCUACCCACUCCCCCUCUUUCUUGCUGUCUUCUCCCCGAACUUUAUUUAGAAAUGUCUAGAUUUCAAUUUUUUCUUGUUCUCCUUUCCCUACUUUUUUGAGAGUAAAAGGAAAAAAGGACAGAGAUCUAAAUUAUACUGUUUGUAUAAAAAUACCUUUUCCUUAAAUAAUCACAUUUAUACAACUGGAAUACAAAGAAAAUC
Messenger RNA from Equus quagga, 1697 nucleotides. RefSeq names its product MAK16 homolog (gene MAK16). The coding region runs from base 311 to 1207 and encodes 298 amino acids. Gene Ontology annotation, cellular component: preribosome, large subunit precursor; nucleolus. The transcript has 10 exons. Gene Ontology annotation, biological process: maturation of LSU-rRNA; maturation of 5.8S rRNA. Lineage: Eukaryota; Metazoa; Chordata; Mammalia; Perissodactyla; Equidae. The record is from RefSeq and is a predicted model, not a curated record.